AUGGAGCUGGGAAAGGCAAAGCUGUUGAGAACUGGCCUUAAUGCUUUAUAUCAGGCCAUUCACCCUGUAUAUGGAAUUGCCUGGACAGAUGGGAAGCAGGUGAUACUGACUGCUUUGUACUAUCAUAAUGGAGAGCUAAAAUUUGGAGAUUCAAGCGUCGUUGGUCAGUUUGAACAUGUUCAUGGGCUUUACUGGGGCCCAUAUUGCUCUACAGACACUCCAGCUCUGCUUGCUGUUCAGCAUAAAAAGCAUGUUACUGUUUGGCAGCUGGGCUACAGCACUAUAGAGAAGAACAAACCCUUGAUUUCUCAGACUUGUGAAGUCGGUGAACCUUUUCCACUGCUUUCCCAGGGCUGUGUCUGGCAUCCAAAGAAGGAAGUUUUGGCUGUGCUUACAAAAAGAGAUGCUUCAGUCCUGCAUGCUGUUCGUACUGAUAAUGCUAGAGUUAAGGCAGACAUCAAAAGCAGUGGGCUUAUCCACUGUGCUUGCUGGACUAAGGAUGGCAAUCGUUUAGUAGUUGCUAUAGGCAGCGCCCUUCACUCCUACAUAUGGGAUGAUGCUCAGAAAACUCUAAAUACCUGCUCCUUUUGCCCGGUCUUUGAUGUGGGAGGUUAUAUCUGUGCUAUAGAAGCCACACUGGAUUUCCAAAUUGCUGUAGCUACCGAGCUUCCUUUAGAUAACAUCUGUGGUUUGAAUGCAGGCAUUGCAUUCGACCUGCCAUCUGGUACUGAAACUGGUUCUGUCAUCUCACAGUUUGCUGGUGAUGAGGAGUACUCCAUGGACCUACGAAGAAAGUCCAUAGAUUCAGACAGAUCCUGUGUGGAUUCAGUUGCUUCAUCUUCCUCAGGUCCCGUGGAUUUAACCCACAUCCUGGCAAACCACCGCCGCUCCGAUCCCGGCCCUCUCAUUGCUCUGAAACGCAAAGACUCUGCAGCAACAAAUGGUCAAGAUUCUUCUCACCUGAUCUUAGUGACUUUUGAGAGGAAAGUGACUACCACCAGGAAAGUCACCAUCCCAGGGAUUCUGGUUCCUGAUAUAAUGGCUUUUGAUCUUCGAGCUAAGAUCGUGGCGGUAGCCUCUAACACUUCAAACAUUGUUUUGGUGUAUUCAGUAACUUCGUCUUGCAUGCCUCAUAUUCAACAAAUACAGCUGGAAAAAAAUGAAAGACCAAAGGGACUCUGCUUUUUGACUGAUAAACUCUUAUUGAUUCUGAUUGGGAAGCAAAAAUUCCCUGAGCCAAAUCUCAUUCCAUCUUCUAGUUCGGACAGGUAUGUAAUACGUCUGAUGAUCAAAGAGCUGAUGCUGGAAGAAUAUUCUUCAGCAUUGCCUGGGACUAAGCAGAAUAUGCUUUAUAACUCAGAAUCCUCUGUGAAUAUUCCUGGAAAAAGGAAGUUCUUUGAGAAUCUUGCCACAGAAGACCAACCUCAAAGCAGGGAGCUGCUAAUACCAAGAAGAACAGUUAUUCAAUCUCCUAGUGGCAGGAGAAGACUCAUUGAAGAAGUAAAAAGCUCAAGUUAUGAGCAGAGUUCUUCAUCAAGUGUGAGAGACCUGGAUGAAAAAAGGCUCCUAUGUCACCCUUCAGUGGCCUUGGAAACAUUGGAUGCUGAGCCUAUCAAUCGUUCAGUGUCUCUUCUUGGUUCUGCAACAGCCACCAGGCUCUCCAGAAGACCAUCUUCCCCUAAAGUGCAGUUCAAUAUAAUCCAAGAAACAUCAAAUUCUCCAAAAAACAACAGUUUGAUGAGUGAAAGAGGAAUGAGUCACAUAUCGAGAAACUUAGAGAGACUCUGUGGCAGCUUCAGUGAGUUACAACUGAGUCUUUCUGAAAUCACAGACUUUGCUAAAAAUGGAAGGAAGAGAUCUCUGGCCUACCCUUGUUCACAGGAACCACCCGUCGUUCAUAUCACUUACCAGAAAAGUGUUUCAAAUGGAACAGUCACUGAAGAAACAAAAGAUGUUCUCCUCUGUGAUGGGAAGAUCCACUUGAGUUUAGUCCAGCAGCUGUUUGAUCUGCCUGUGAUUGAAAUGAAACAUGGCUCUUCUUGGAUCGUGCUCACUGCAGACAUGGACGGGUUUGUGCCAUUGAUAUUCAAAGCAGCACAGGAGAUAAUCAUAAGGGAUGGAACUGACAGUUCAGAAGUCUGUGGAGGUCACUCCUAUAAAAAACCCUUUACAAUGCAGCCACCAAGCAGAGUGACAUAA
This is a messenger RNA of Calypte anna (Anna's hummingbird), 2199 nucleotides long. RefSeq names its product WD repeat and coiled-coil-containing protein. The transcript is spliced from 3 exons. The record is from RefSeq and is a predicted model, not a curated record. Lineage: Eukaryota; Metazoa; Chordata; Aves; Apodiformes; Trochilidae. Gene Ontology annotation, molecular function: kinase binding. Bases 1 to 2199 code for a protein of 732 amino acids.